This is a messenger RNA of Paramecium tetraurelia, 1428 nucleotides long. RefSeq lists its product as uncharacterized. The record is from RefSeq and is a predicted model, not a curated record. The transcript has 5 exons. Lineage: Eukaryota; Ciliophora; Oligohymenophorea; Peniculida; Parameciidae.
AUGCUAUAAAAUAUAGCGCAAAAAAGAGAGCAAUUUAUUAUUGGACUCAAAAAAAAGGCAAGGGAAGACACUUUCAGAAAAAAUAGGUUCCCCCAAUCUAAAGACAUAAUUCCAUUUGCUUCAAACAACAUCAUCAUAUAAUAGCCUUAUUACGAGGCAUUUGAAAGAGGCAAUCAGCAGAAAAUAAACUUCAUGAAUGACAAUAUUGAGAUGGAUGAAACAAUAGCAAACUGCAUUUUCAAAGUCUAGUAAUUAAGCAAUCAUUAUAACGAAUAUGAUUGCGAACCUGAUUAUGACACUACCAAAGAUGUAGAAAGAAUAUUCAAAGUUUUUAACAUUGGUUACCCUUAAAUUGAUAAAUCGUGCUUACACAUAUUAUUGGCUAUUUCUGCAGGGAAUCAUUAACAAGUUCAACCCAUUCAUGAACAUAUACAAAUGCUUGCUGGCUAUUACAAUUCAACUUACUAUACAGAAUUAUAAUAGUAUAUAUUGGAUAUAUUUGCUAAUCUGGCUUGUGAUUGUUACCAAUGUAGGGAUUUGAUUUUAGUACUCUAAGUGCCAAAAUGUUUAUGGAAUUAUACACUCUAAUGUAAAUAGAAAUGCCUAUUUGAUGACUUUUAUUCUUUGAUUAUAAAUUUGGAUAGAAUGAAACCAGAAAUUAACAAAUUUAAAUUAAUAGAGUUGCAUGAUAUAUUAUAGGAUCUUUUCAUUUAACUCUAUAAUGCCAAAGAGAAAUUAUGGAUUUUCAAAUUAUUAAACAGAAUCUAUUCCUAUGAUAAAUCAAAAUUAGAUUUGAGUUUUUUGAAUUAUCUAUUGAAAGGUGAUUAUGAUAACAUUUAAUUGUGCGGAGAAAUGUUUAAAUACUUUUAAUAUGUGUCCUUACUAGACAAUGAAAUUACUUUAAAUUUUCAAUCUUAAAUGGCACACACUAUAAUAAAGACAAUCAAUAAAUAUUUGGAAUAGUAAAAUAUUUAAAGAGGAGAUUUAAAACUUUUGGUAAAAAAAGGAUUUGCCACUUUAAGCAAUUUUAUUACAGAUGAUCCAUAAAUUAUUAAUGAAUUUUGGGAAGAAAUUCUUCCUUAUUUUUAAAAUGUCCCUUCUGUAUUUUUCGAGGUAGAUGACUUCUUUGUGUUUCUCCACAGCAUUAUCAAAUUUUCCAAAUGUGAGGAUGUUAAAAAAUUGAACAAUGAUUAUAAAUUGAUGAAGUAAAUAACUUAAGAAUUAAAUGAUUAUAGUGAAGAAAGAGGUAAUUCAUUUUUAUAUGAUAUUCUUUCCAUCUUAUACAGACUAAUCGGUAUAGAUUAAGUUAAUAUAAAAAUAUUUAAUGAAGAAGAUUGUGAAUCAAGGAUUUUAUUUGUUUAAAAAAUGAAAAUCUCAGAUGAAAAUUAUGAAUUAGCAAAUAUGAUUUUGGAUAAGCUUGAUUAAUGA